AUGAGUGAAACAGAAUUAAGGAAAAGACAAGCCGAGUUCACCAAGGAAUUACACGGUAAUGAAAUUGGUAGAAAAACAGGUUUAAGUGCCCUGAUGUCAAAGAACAACACUGCACAAAAGGAAGCUGUUCAGAAGUAUUUGAAGCAUUGGGAUGGUAAGACUGACAAAGACGCCGAAGAACGUCGUCUUGAAGACUAUAACGAAGCUACGCAUUCCUAUUACAACGUCGUUACAGACUUCUACGAAUACGGUUGGGGUUCUUCUUUCCAUUUCAGUAGAUUCUACAAGGGCGAGAGUUUUGCUGCCUCGAUAGCAAGACAUGAGCAUUAUUUGGCCUACAAAGCUGGUAUCAAAAAGGACGAUUUGGUUCUUGAUGUCGGUUGCGGUGUCGGUGGUCCAGCAAGAGAAAUCGCAAGAUUCACUGGCUGUAACGUCAUCGGUCUAAAUAACAACGAUUAUCAAAUUGCCAAAGCCAAAUACUACGCUGAAAAAUACAAUUUGAGCGACCAAAUGGAUUUUGUUAAGGGUGAUUUCAUGCACAUGGACUUCGAAGAAAACACCUUCGACAGAGUUUACGCCAUUGAAGCCACUUGUCAUGCUCCAAAAUUAGAAGGUGUAUACAGUGAAAUUUACAAGGUCUUGAAACCAGGUGGUACUUUUGCCGUUUACGAAUGGGUGAUGACUGACAAUUAUGACGAGAAUAAUGCUGAACAUAGAAAAAUCGCUUACGAAAUUGAAUUGGGUGACGGUAUCCCCAAGAUGUUCCAUGUCGAUGUAGCCAAGCAAGCUUUAAAGAACUGUGGGUUUGAAGUCCUUGUUAGUGAGGAUUUGGCUGAUAAUGAAGACGAAAUCCCUUGGUAUUACCCAUUGACAGGUGAAUGGAAAUAUGUUCAAAAUCUAGCUAACUUGGCCACAUUCUUCAGAACUUCUUACUUAGGUAGACAAUUUACUACAACAAUGGUUUCCUUGAUGGAAAGAUUUGGUUUAGCCCCAGAAGGUUCCAAGGAAGUUACUGCCGCUUUAGAGAACGCUGCAGUUGGUUUAGUCGCCGGUGGUAGAUCCAAGUUAUUCACUCCAAUGAUGUUAUUCGUCGCUAAGAAACCAGCUGAGGUUGAAGCCUCCACCAAGACUUCUAAGAAAGCAACUCAAUAG
This is a messenger RNA of Saccharomyces eubayanus, 1152 nucleotides long. RefSeq names its product sterol 24-C-methyltransferase (gene ERG6). Bases 1 to 1152 code for a protein of 383 amino acids. Lineage: Eukaryota; Fungi; Ascomycota; Saccharomycetes; Saccharomycetales; Saccharomycetaceae. Gene Ontology annotation, biological process: ergosterol biosynthetic process. The transcript has a single exon. Gene Ontology annotation, cellular component: endoplasmic reticulum. The record is from RefSeq and is a predicted model, not a curated record. Gene Ontology annotation, molecular function: sterol 24-C-methyltransferase activity.